UGGCUGCGGGAUAUUUUCCAGCGCCGAGGGGACCCCUGAGCCCGGCCGGGAGAACUCCAUGAAGCAGGACGGGGCAGAGGUUCCCCCCAGCACAGCCGACCACUAAUUCCCAGAACAGCCCCACAGCAUCUCCCUGCACUGCCUGGGCCGGGCUCUGAGGACUGGGAGCACCGAGGAUGGGAAGACCCAGGGCUUUCCCCCAUAACCACUGUCUGCUCGUGCUGCUCCUCGCCGAGCUGAGCCUCGCCCAGUACGAGCACUGGCCCUACCUCCCUGGCUACCCUGACCCCCCUCCCCAGGAGUACCAGCCCCCCCAGAGACCGGCUGACGUGCCCAAAAUCCAGCUGAGGCUGGCGGGGCAGAAGAGGAAGCACAACGAGGGCAGGGUGGAGGUGUUCUACGGCGGCGAGUGGGGCACCGUCUGCGACGACGACUUCUCCAUCCACGCCGCCCACGUGGUCUGCAGGGAGCUGGGCUACGUGGAGGCCGUGUCCUGGCUGCCCAGCUCCAAGUAUGGCAAAGGAGAAGGGAAAAUUUGGCUGGACAAUGUCCACUGUACCGGCAAGGAGAGCACCCUGGCAGCCUGUACCUCCAAUGGCUGGGGAGUGAGUGACUGCAAACACACCGAGGACGUGGGAGUGGUCUGCAGUGAAAAGAGAAUCCCCGGCUUCAAGUUUGACAACUCAUUGAUUAAUCAAAUAGAGAACAUGAACAUCCAGGUGGAGGACAUCAGGAUCAGGGCCAUCCUGGCCACCUACCGCAAGCGGGUCCCUGUCACCGAGGGCUACGUGGAGGUGAAGGACGAGGGCACCUGGAAGCAGAUCUGUGACAAACACUGGACCAUGAAGAACUCCCGGGUCGUCUGCGGCAUGUUCGGGUUCCCCAGCGAGAGGAAAUACAACACCAACGUGUACAA
Messenger RNA from Corapipo altera (White-ruffed manakin), 916 nucleotides. Its product is annotated as lysyl oxidase homolog 2-like. Gene Ontology annotation, biological process: peptidyl-lysine oxidation. The transcript is spliced from 4 exons. Gene Ontology annotation, cellular component: membrane. Gene Ontology annotation, molecular function: protein-lysine 6-oxidase activity. The record is from RefSeq and is a predicted model, not a curated record. Lineage: Eukaryota; Metazoa; Chordata; Aves; Passeriformes; Pipridae. The annotation marks the transcript as partial.